Trametes versicolor FP-101664 SS1 is the source of this 819-nucleotide messenger RNA. RefSeq lists its product as uncharacterized. The coding region runs from base 9 to 719 and encodes 236 amino acids. Lineage: Eukaryota; Fungi; Basidiomycota; Agaricomycetes; Polyporales; Polyporaceae. The record is from RefSeq and is a predicted model, not a curated record. Gene Ontology annotation, cellular component: cytoplasm. The transcript has 5 exons.
UAACCAACAUGCCUGAGAGGAUUACACUUUACACCGCCAAGAUCUGCCCCUUCGCACAGAGGGCAGAAAUCGCUCUCGCAGAGGCGAAGGCGGAGUUCACCCCUUUCCAGAUCGACCUCUCGAACAAGCCGGAAUGGUACGCCCCUAAGGUGAACCCCGCCAGCAAGGUCCCCGCAAUCGCCUACGGCGGCCCCGAGGUCCCCCCAGACCAGCCCUCGCCCGAGUCCGUCAAGCUCGCCGAGUCGCUCGUGCUCGUCGAGUUCGUCGCCGACCUCUUCCCCAACUCCGGCAUCCUCUCCUCCGACCCCGUCACGCGCGCCCAGACGCGCUUCUUCAUCGAGGGCGUCUCGAGCAAGCUCAUCCCCGCGUGGUACGCGUACUUCCUCCGCGGGGCGUCCGUCGACGACCUCUACACCGCAGCCGAGUACGUGCAGUCGCUCCUGCCCGCGGAGGGCUUCGCGGUGGGCAAGUUCUCGGCCGCGGACAUCGCGAUCGCGCCGUUCCUGGCGCGGGCGCGCGUGUCGCUCGUGAACGAAAUUGGGAAGUACCCGGAGGGCGACGGCAAGAAGGUCUGGGCGGCGCUUACUUCGGGCAAGUUUGCGCGUCUUGGCAAGUACGCGGAGGACCUCUUCGCGCGCGAGAGCUUCUCGUCUACCUUCGAUGAGGAUUAUGUCACGAAGGCGUUCAGCGCGCGUUUCGCGGACCUCCGCAGCAAGUAGAAUGAGAUGCAUUAGUGUCAGCUUUACGAACCUUCAUCGUAACAUAGGGAUAUCUGGAUGUAUAUCAGUGUCAACACAUCGCAAUCAAAGUGUACCGUCA